Carassius auratus (goldfish) is the source of this 3529-nucleotide messenger RNA. Its product is annotated as rho guanine nucleotide exchange factor 37-like. Gene Ontology annotation, molecular function: guanyl-nucleotide exchange factor activity; protein binding. The record is from RefSeq and is a predicted model, not a curated record. NCBI's taxonomy places the organism in Eukaryota, Metazoa, Chordata, Actinopteri, Cypriniformes, Cyprinidae. Gene Ontology annotation, cellular component: cytoplasm. The transcript has 13 exons. Bases 383 to 2497 code for a protein of 704 amino acids.
GACAACGCUUUGUCAUCUGCAUACCCAUAAUGCACGCGCUUAAUCGAUAUCGACGAUAAUCUUUUUAGGAAAUCAACGCGUCAUCUCUCAGAUGCCGCUCCUCAGCAUUCCACCGGGUUAUUAUGCGCAUGAGAAAGCAGUUGUCUCACUUCUCAUGACUAAACUCACCUCGCUCGCGCGGCAUGAUCGGAAUCCGUGACGCGGCCCUGUACCUGCGCUCGCGCGAGGACCGUGACAACAGGUGAUCCUGGAGAGUCUGAGAGCAGCGUCAGUCAGUGGCGCUUUUGAGUUCAGCUGUUUAACUCAACGGAGAGUUGGCAUGUUUAUGGUUGCGCUGUUUGACGAGGAAUCAACCCUGUAAACACGGACAGACAUCGCUGCUAUGGCAAAUUCCCCGAAGCCAAAUGUAACACUGAAGGCAGAGAAAGAGAUCAGAGAGGAGAAAGAUGGAGCUAAAGAAAUGGAUGAGCCUGCAGAGGAUGAAGAGGAUGAAGAGGAGAGGAAGGCACGGGCCACAGCCAGAGAGAGAGACGCUCAGAGGCAGCUCAUGACGAUAGAGGAGCUGGUGCAGACUGAGAGGAACUACCUGAAACAUCUGCAGCUCUGUACAGUCACCAUCCACAGCAACCUGCAGAAACUACAGCCUCCUCCCCCAAACCUGGAGAUCAUGUUCCAGCACAUAGAUGAAGUGAUGGAUGUUUCCAGCAGACUCCUGAGCCUCCUCGACCAGACACAGAUUCAUCACAGCGAUCCGAAGUACCUGGAAACUCUCUGUGACUCUUUCCUGAGUCUGUCUCAAGAUAUAGAGAUGGCUUAUAAAGAGUAUCUCGCCAACUACAACAACAUCACGGCUUUAGAGAACAGCUACAAACAGAAAGAGGCGCUGUGGGCGGAAAUGGUCCGAAUCGUCAAGUCAUCUGCUCCUGAUGUGAAUGCAUCCACUCUGAGCUUCUUCCUAGUGAUGCCGGUUCAGAGAAUCGCCCGUUACCCGCUGCUGCUCCAGACCAUCCAGAAACACACAGACCCCGGGCACCCCGCGUACCCCUUACUGGAGCACGCUGCUCACACUGCAGUCCAGAUCAACUGCAGGAUCAAUGAAUACAAACGCUUCCGUGAAGUCGCUGACAAAUACAAAAAGACAGAAAACCUGACCAUCAAGGACAAGAUCAAUCGGCUGAGUGCCCACAGCAUUGCCAAGAAGACGGCCCGGUUCAGCCAGUACAUAAAGCACGAGACAGGAAUGGUGCCAAAGUUAAAGGAUGAAGAAUUUGAAGCCCUAGCUGGCUUCUUCUUUGUCCUGGAGAGCGGCGUCUCAGAGCUUCACGAUAACCUGGAGGCCUAUCUCCACCAUCUGCAGAGGUUCCUCCGCUGCAGACCAGAGGAAGCAGAUCUUGAUCUGGAAGGAGAUAAAACCGCCUUGUUUUCCAAAGAAAUCUCAGUGGCACUCAGACAGUGGAUCUACCCUUCAUAUGAGGAGCGUUUGAAGACUUUAGUCUUUAAGCCCUUGAGCUCACUGCGGGAACUGAUGGCAGGACCACGUAACCUCAUCUGCAAACGUCAGGACAAACUUCUGGACUAUGAGCUUAUCGAGGAGAAGAGUAACCUGAGCUUUGAGGAGCAAGCCAUAGCGAACACCUACAAGACCAUGAACACUCUCCUGCUGACCGAGCUGCCGCAGUUCAACGGAAAAGCCCUGCAGAUCCUGUGGGCAUCACUAGAGGCCUUCAGCGCCCUUCAGAGAGACCUGGCGGCUGAUAUGGAGCAGCUGGCCACCAGCUUCACCCAUCAGCUCACACACAGUCUUCUGGAGGACGGGGAGUUCUGGAAGUGGGCAGAGACUUCGGUGCUGGAGGGUUCGAGGAGGAUGGAGAGCCUGUGUCAGAGUGUUCAGUGUGUACUCGAUGCUCCCAUUGUGCAGGCGCUCAAUCCCGAGUGUGAGAGCCGUCUCAAGGCUCUGACCACCAAACACGGCUCGGAGAAGAUCUACCAGCUGACAGGUCCUGUGGUGGGCACCCGUGACCUUGACCUGACCCUCAGCAAGGGAGAGCUGGUAGCUGUGGUCAGUGAGAUGGACACGCGAGGAGACCGACGCCGCUGGCUGGUGGAUGCAGGAGGCCCAAGAGGUUAUGUGCCUGCCUUAAAACUGGUACGCUACCACCAGAUAACCACUGACCGGCCGCAGUCUCCUCAUCUGAGGGUCACACCCACCGCUCCAGGACCCCGGAGGCACUCCUACACACCCGGAGCCCAGCCGCUCACACACACAAUAACCACGCCCUGCUUCCAGGUGUAUGCGGGCUAUGACUUCACUGCGAGGAGCGCUCACGAGGUUUCUCUGCGGGCCGGAGAGCAGGUGCGGGUGGUGGAGCCUCACGAUAAGCGUGGAAACAAGGACUGGAGUCUGGUGGAGGCGCGUGGCCAGAGAGGAUACGUCCCCUCUAACUACCUCAGCAUCCUGCCCUCUGAGAUCGCCUCACCCAGCUUCCAUUAUCGCUAGAAUAUCCAUCAACUCCUGCCAGUAUCCAAACACUUUCCCUGAAGGGCUCUGCACUCGUGAGGGCGAUGGCUGUUUUGGUUUGGUGUAUGUUCUGGAGUGGUGCUUGGGCCCUGCUGUGAAGUGCUCGUCCAUAUACUUGAUCUCCGCUUUGCCCGGGGUUGUUACUGCUGGAGACGGUUUUAUCCAAUCAGAGAAGAGCUGCAGGGCCAGCAGACAUGCUGUCGUAGCACAUGGCUGCUGGUGGAGUGUGCUGUUUCCUACAAUUACUGCUUGAUCCAGCUGUCCACUGGAAUUACUCUUUUGGCAGGACUGCUAUUGAAGAAAUGGAGAAUAUCUGGGUUUUUAAUGCUGGAUCUCAUUUUAUGAGUCGGACCUCUUUUGCACUGGUUUCCAGUCUACAUGAGAUAACUAACAUGCAGAUUUGAAGACAAGAUCUUUCAAAAACAUUCUCACAAAAUUCCUACUUGUGCACCAUUUGAAUAAUACUUGUUGGUUUUAGUUAUUACAUUUUUUACAGUGGAUCUAACAAGUAUUUGGGACACUUGAGAUAUGCUUAAAAUGUAUGAAUGUCAUUGAUGCAUAGAUUGCAAAAUAUCAAUUAAAUAUCAAGUGACAUUUAUUAUUAUUUAUUUUUUAACGCUCCAACGUAUUUUUAAAGCAGAAUUUUUCACAAUAAAAAGUUUGAAAAAUUAAAAAUGAUAGACUGAUAGAAUGUAGGCAAAAACAAUAUAAUGUCAAUAGCAACCGAUAUUAGAUUUUCUUUUUUAUGUUUGAUUUAAUACGUUUUGGAAGACUUUUAUUUUGACAGUGAUGAAACACCAUGCUGCUAUGCCAUAUUCAUGUCAUAUUGAUUGUGCACUUUAUUUUUAAUUAGCAUUAGCUGGUCUUUAUUUGAUAAAAUAGGACUCCAAGUACACACAAACUUUUAAGAUUGCUGAGUGCACUGUUGGUUACAGUGUACAGUACUGUAAUACAGUAUUAAGUAGUUGCAAUAUGAAGAAUAAAUCUUAUUUUACAGAUUUAUUUUACAGA